AUGACCCAGUAUGACCAGCUUGUUGCCGCGGGAUUGCAGGACCUGGUUCUCCUACCUGAUUCUGACGCCUACAAAGAUCGACAAACCUCCUAUUGGGCAGCCAACGUUGCGAUGCAUCCUAACUGUAUCGUCCAACCACGCACGAAAGAAGAGGUUUCCCACGUUCUCAAAGUGCUCGUUAAGGCUGGAGGGCCGAUUGCUCUCCGCAGCGGUGGCCAUACCCAGUGGGCGGGUUCUAACGAUGUUCACAAAGGCGUCACGAUAGACCUGGGACGCAUGGCAAACGUGACUUACGAUGCACACUCCAGAAUUGCAUCGGUUCAGCCCGGCUCGCGGUGGUCUGAGGCCUAUCGAAAGCUUCUGGGUCACCAAGUUUGUGUGACCGGGGGUCGUGAGGGUCAAGUUGGUGUGGGUGGCUUCCUGACCGGCGGUGGGAACUCGUACUACGCUGGACUUUAUGGGUUGGGCUGCGAUAACGUCGCCAGUUUUGAGGUGGUCCUUGCUAAUGGUGAUACUGUUCAUGCCAAUGCCAAUUCCCAUUCCGAUCUUUGGACCGCUUUAAAGGGUGGUUCGGGAAAUUUUGGUAUUGUGACCCGUUUCGACAUGUAUACGUUUCCAGCACAUGAUCUUUGGGGUGGUAUUCGAGCUGCGGUCAGGAGUGAAGGGGACAAUCUCGCGCAAACGUUGGUUGACUUCACCGAACAAAACUGCAAAAACCCGCAGGCUGCGUACAUCCUCAACUAUACCUUCAAUCCCGAGCUCUCUGCAGAUACAAUUGUCGCCCAUGUCAUAGUGGAUACCAACGGUACAGCGAACGCACCUGCAUUCGACGCGAUUCAGAAGGUACCGGUGAUCGUGGGAGAUGUCAAGAAAAGAACUAUGGCCGACAUGGCCGAUAGCUACAAACUUCCAAGUCACCAACAGCAAGUCUGGUUCUCGCUUACCUUCAAAAAUGAAGUCAGUAUUAUUGAAAUGGCCAGCAAGAUGCACGACGGCCUAGUCGACGAACUCAAGACCUUGAUGCCGGCUAGCGACUUCACGACACAGUGUCUGUUCCAACCCAUGCCAACUCUAUUCGCGGGACACUCAAUUCGUCGUGGAGGCAAUGUGUUGGGGCUCGAUCAACUCAAAGAAAACGCGCUUUUGUGGCUGAUCGUAGGCUCUACGGUGACUCCUGAUGAACAUGUGAUCAUGCGAGAGAAGUUGAAGGCCUUCUCGUCAACGCUGGAGAAGUUCGCCGAGUCGAAGGACCUUAGCGUCAAUUGGCGCUACCUGAACUAUGUCGACGAGACACAGGAUCCACUGAAGAGCUACGGCCAGAGUAAUAUCGACUUCAUCCGUAGGGUUGCGGCCAAAUACGAUCCGUCUGGCGUGUUUCAGAAGACGUUGGUUUCGGGUUGGAAGAUCUCAAAAGUCGAAAUUUAA
Messenger RNA from Ascochyta rabiei, 1425 nucleotides. RefSeq lists its product as uncharacterized. The record is from RefSeq and is a predicted model, not a curated record. NCBI's taxonomy places the organism in Eukaryota, Fungi, Ascomycota, Dothideomycetes, Pleosporales, Didymellaceae. The transcript is spliced from 2 exons. The coding region runs from base 1 to 1425 and encodes 474 amino acids. Gene Ontology annotation, molecular function: FAD binding; oxidoreductase activity.